AUGUUGUGUGCCCAGAUCCUGGUCCUGGCGGUGGCCACGGGGCCCUUCCAAGCCGGAGCUGCUCAUGAAGCCUGCAGGACAGCAGAGGUGGCCAAGGUGCUGUUCCUCGUGGGGCACUCGGAGGGAAGCGCGGGGAAGGAGAGCUCCCGGCUGCUCCAGGAUUUCAUCGGGAGCGUGGCCAGAUCCUUCCAGAGCGCGGGGAUGGGAAGAGGAGGAGUCCAGCUGGGCCUGGCUCUGUUUGGGGAGACACCAAGGAUGAGUGUGGAGCUCACGGAUUACGUGACCAUCAGAGAAAAGCUGGAAGCAGUUCAGGAUCUCUCCUUCAAAGGCAGCAGCCUCCAAACUGGCUCAGCCCUGGCUUUUGCAGCUGAGGCCUUGGCCCAACAGGACACCCUGAGACAGGAGGCAGCAGCAAAGGUGGUGGUUCUGAUCACGGAUGGGAAAUCCAGCGAUUCCGUGGAAGAGGGAGCCCGGAUCCUGCAGGAUGGGGGGGUGACAGUGUUUGCUGUGGGGAUUAAGGAUGCUGACAAGAAGGAGUUGGGCAGGAUUGCUUCAGAUCCCACUGCGGAGCACGUGCUUUACGUGGAAGAUUUCCAGCUGCUCCCAGAUGUGGCUCCCAAACUCUCUCGGCGGCUCUGCUUCACCGCCUCGGAGCCACCACGUCCCGUCAAGCAGAGGGUGCAAGCUGAGCAGAUCCUGGGCCCUCGGGAGCUGCGUGUCAGCGAGCCCAGCCACAGCUCCCUGAGGCUCUCGUGGGUGGCAGCCACGGGCAGGGUGACAGGGUACCAUGUCCAUGUCCACCCCUCGCUGCCACCGGGGCAGCCGGAGCACCAGCGGCAGGUGGAGGUGGAUGGGGACACAACCACCGUGCUGGUGACAGACCUGAAGCCCAGCACCAAAUACGUGCUGACGGUGAGGGCCAGCUACGGAGGGGCCCUCGGGGAGCCGGCAGCCACCAAAGGGAAAACAGCUCCUGUGCCUCCAGUCACCAAUUUCCGUGUGAUAGAAGAAGGACUUUUCAGCCUGAAGGUGGCUUGGACACCUCCCCUGGGCAAGCUGGAGGGCUACAAGAUCUACAUCCCCAGGGCCAACAAGCCCGGGGUGACCCUGGAGCAGAUCCUGCGGGGCGAUGUCUCUUCCCACCUGCUGGAAAACUUGCAGGAGGACAGGGAAUACAGCAUCAGCAUCUACGCCGUGUAUCCCGAGGGCCCGAGCCAGCCCGUGGCCGCUCUGGGCAGGACACUGAAGCUCCUGCCCGUGGAGAACCUCCUGCUGCAGAACGAGACCACGGACACGCUCCAGGCCAGGUGGAGCCCGGUCCGGGGAGCAACGGGAUACAGGCUCACCUGGACAUCAGCAGAGGGCAGCAUCCAGGACGUGACUCUCGGCAGCUCCUACAGCUUCUACAUGAUCCAGGGGCUGGAGCCGGGCGUGGAGCACACGGUGACCAUCAACCCCAUCUUUGGGGACAUCGAGGGACCGGUGGUGACCGGCAAAGCCACCACGGUGGCAUCCAGCACUGUCCAGGUGCUGAAAGUGAGCGAGAUUUCCACCAACAGCCUCCUGGUGUCCUGGGAUUCAGUCACGGGAGCCACCGGGUACCGGGUGGCCUGGGGACCGACACCAGAAUUCCUCAGCAAGGACCGUCCCCGUCACCUGUCCCUCGGCAGGUCGGUGACGCGCCACCAGCUCGGCAGCCUGGCCCCCGACACCGAGUACGUCAUUUCCCUGUCCGUGCUCUUCGGCUCCGGGCAGGGCCCCGGGGUCUCCACCUCGGCCAGGACAGCUCCUCUGGGAUCUGUCUCCAACUUCAAGGUGACGUCCCACACCAGCACCAGCCUGUCCUUGGCCUGGAGUGCCACAGCCGCAGCCACCAAAUUCAAACUCAGCUGGAGCCCCGUGGGAGCAGGAAAAGGAAAACAGGUGGCCAGGACGCGGUACCUGGGCGGCAGAGUGUUGGCUCAUCGCAUUGAGCACCUGGCGCCCAACACCCUGUACAGGGUCAGCGUCCGGGCUGUGUUCAGCAGGAGCGAGGGGCCCGAGGUGAUCCUGACUCACCUCACAGCUCCUUCUGGAGAUUCCAAUCCCAUCCCACCCAUCCAGGACCUGAGGGUUACUGAUGCUGGUGCCAACACUUUGAAGCUGGCUUGGAAAAAGCUUCCUGGGAUAAGGCACUACAAGAUAUCCUGGGAGCCAUCCAAUGGUGACUCGGAAUCCUCCCAGCUGGUCCCAGCAGAGGCCGUCUCCUUCACCAUUCCCAAACUGAAGGACAACACCACCUACGCCAUCUCCGUGUCCGCGGUGGGAGAGGGGCAGGAGGGAAACCCCACGGUGCUCAGGGCCACAACCUUGGAUCUGCCCAAAGUGACAGAAUUCACCCUGCAGGAGGCCACAGAUUCCAGCGUUCUGUUAUCCUGGAAUGCUGUUCCUGGAGCAUCCCUGUAUUUGCUGGCGUGGGGAUUGUCCUCAGCUCCUGCUCUUUCCCAGGAAUUCUUACCAGCAGCUUCCCGAUCCUAUCGAGUGACAGGGCUGAGCUCCAAGGAAAUUUAUUUGUUUUCCAUAAAACCAAUGUUUGGAGACUCGGAGGGACCAGAGACAACACUCCUUGGACAAACAGCAGGAGCUCCCAGGGAGGCACCAACUGCUCCAGCAGCUCCUGCACUGUUGGACAUGAGGAAAUCUCCAUCUGGAUCUCCCAGCAGUGUGGGGACCUCUCCUCUCCCAGUGCCCACCAGUACAAAACUCCCAGAGCCCCCAGUUUGGACCAGCACGGUGUCGGCGCCGCUGACAACCCUGCCUGGGCCAAUUUGUGGGAAGCUCAAGGCAGACGUUGGGUUCCUGGUGGAUGAAUCCUCGAGUAUCGGCCAGAGCAACUUCAACAAAGUGAAGGAUUUCCUCUUCCGGAUCGUCUCCUUUUUCCCCAAAAUUGGGCCUGAAGGGACACAGGUUGCUGUUGCUCAGUACAGCCAGGAGCCCAGGGCAGCUUUUCACUUCAACCGACACCGCAGCCGCAACGGAGCCCUGGGAGCCAUCAGGGGGCUGAGCUACCGCGGAGGCAGCACCAAAACAGGCCACGCCAUAUCCUACGUGCUGAAGGAAUUAUUCCAGCCCUCCAGAGGGAUGAGACCUGGCUUUCCUCACAUCCUGGUGCUCGUGACCGACGGACAAUCCCAGGAUGACGUGGUAUCCCCAGCCAGAGCAGCCCAUGCCUUGGGGCUCCGUGUCAUUGCUGUGGGGGUGUCAGGAGCUGACCCCAUGGAGCUCCACAGGAUCCUGCUGCAGCAGAACCCCCAGGACGUUUUCUACGUCAGCACCUUCCAUGACUUCCCCCAAAUCCUCCAGGAACUCCUAGAAGCCAUCUGUUCUGAUCCUCAGCUUCCAGGAGCCCAAAUCCCACUGGGAAAGGGCUCAGCUGCUCCCAGGGGUUUUGACCCCCACGCCACGAAGGGAGAGAAAGGGGAGCGGGGUCUCCCUGGGAAGGACGGCAUUCCUGGGCUGCCGGGCCGGCCGGGUCCUCCAGGCCCCCCCCCCUGUCCUGGUUUCCAGGGGCUCCCUGGCAGCCAAGGUGACCCUGGAUCUCCGGGCGAUCCAGGACCCGUGGGGCCGAAAGGAGACAGAGGAGAGCCAGGCUAUGUCCUGGGAGGAGUGGAGGUGAUUCCUGGCCGGAAUGGGCAGCCUGGCCCCCCUGGGCAGAAGGGGCAGCCAGGGGUUCCUGGGCUUCCAGGACCACCAGGUUCUCCAGGGCCACCAGGAAUCUCCAUCAAGGGUGAACCGGGGGAUCCGGGAAUCAGGGGUCCCCGUGGGAGGAGUGGCCUCAAAGGGGACAGAGGAGACGCGGGAGAGCCGGGAAAACCUGGUUUGCCAGGCCCUGUGGGGCUCCACGGGGCUCCUGGACUGCCUGGACCACGGGGAGAAAAGGGAAUGGCAGGAAUUGGCAUUCCUGGCACGGCUGGCACCAAGGGGGAGGAAGGAGAGCAGGGAAUGAUGGGACCUCCAGGAGCACCAGGACCAAAGGGAAUUCCAGGACCUCCAGGGCAGAAGGGAGACCAAAUUUCGGGACCUCCAGGCAAGAAAGGUGUCAGGGGAGAUCCUGGACCGGCUGGACCACGAGGAGACCGAGGAAUUCCGGGAGAAAAAGGGGAGAAGGGAAGUCCAGGAUUUGGAAUUCCCGGCCAGCCCGGGCUAAAGGGAGACAUCGGCGACAGGGGAAAUGUGGGAUUGUCUGGGAAGCCAGGUCAGAAGGGGGAGAGAGGUGAACCAGGAUUCCCUGGAAAACCAGGAGAGGCCGGGCUGAGAGGAAAAGAGGGAGAAGCUGGAGUCCCUGGAGAGCCGGGAGUGAGAGGGAUCAGGGGACCUCCUGGACUGCCAGGACCAGCUGGAGAGCAGGGAUGGAAAGGAGAUCCAGGAGAGCCUGGAAGGGAUGGACACCCAGGGAAGGACGGCCCGAGAGGUGAACGAGGCCCCCCAGGCCCGAAGGGGGAACCUGGCCCACCAGGAAGAGGAGUGGAAAUGAAGGACCUGGAGAGGCUUUUGGAAGCGUACGGGAUCAAGCUGGCGCUGCUGAGGGACCUCUCGGAGGCGAUCCUGCGGGACGGGCUGGACGGGCUCCUCUGGCACCGGGGCGGCUCCAGGACGAGCAGAACUUCCAUGGAAAACCUGGCGGCCGUGCCUGUCACCGACCCGCUGGGGUCCCACACUUCCCAACGUGUCCCGGCUGGCACCGAGGUGGCAGGAGAAGGACAGAGCCUGGAGCUGCUGGAGACUCCAGGGGUGCCGCUGCCUGGAGGAAUCCCUGAGAGCUUGGCUGUGCCCCCACCACAUCCAGGAGAUCUGCAGGAAAACCAUUCCCUGGAUCUCCUGCAGCCCUUGGAGGAGGGGCUGGAAGGACAAGCCCAGCAGGACACCAGCCAGGAAAAUGGGAAUUCCGACCACGGCUCCGCCAUCCCGAGGCACAGAUCCAGGAGAUCUCACCCCGUAAGGAUCCCAUUCCAGAGCCAUCCCCGUGAUCCAGAGGGAAGCAGGGCCCCUUCCCUGGAGGCUCCACCCCCAGCUCAUCCCCCUGGUGCUCCAGGAGCUCGGAAAUUCCCGUUGGGAUCCACGGUGAAAAUUUUUCCAGCUGUUCUCACACUUCCCUCUCCUCUUUUUGAAUCCAAGGCACAUCCGGGCCCUCAUCAUCCGAGGAGAAUUAAGGAGGAGGGCAGUGGCCCAGCAGAUCCCUCCUCCCCCAUCCCAAAGGGAGAAAUGGGAGCUCCUGGAUCCCGUGGAGACAAAGGAGAAAAGGGACAGCCUGGGGACGUGGGAGAGCCUGGAGAGAAGGGCACCAAAGGAGACCGAGGGGAAGAAGGUCAGAAGGGAGAACCAGGAAUUGGGUUCAGAGGUCCCAUUGGCCAGGCUGGAGCACCUGGAUUCAAGGGCGAGCCAGGGGCCCCGGGACCUCCAGGAGCUCAGGGCAUCCAAGGAAUCCGCGGCAACGCCGGCACUCCCGGAUCCCAGGGGGACAGAGGGGCUCCAGGCGUGCCCGGAAUUCCGGGACAGAAGGGAGAACGGGGGAGGAGAGGCCGGAGUGGAUCUCCUGGGCCCCUGGGACCGUCGGGAUCCCCAGGAAAAGAGGGAAUUCCUGGGACACCUGGACCCAAAGGUAACAAGGGAGAAGCCGGCGUUGGAAUCACAGGCCCGAGAGGUCCCCAUGGAUUCCCUGGCCCUCGGAAAUUCCUGAAGGGUUUCAGUGGGUGGUUUGUGGGUUUGGGAUUCCCUGUGUGCCUCACUCCUCGUCGCUCCCUGCCCCUCUGCGUCCCCCAGGGUGACGAGGGCAUCGUGGGAAUGCGGGGUCCCCCUGGAAUGAUGGGCCCAAAAGGCUUCCCGGGCGUGAAAGGCCAAAGAGGUGAUCGGGGACUUCUGGGACCAAAGGGAGAACGAGGUGAAUCCAUGACAAUUUUUGGACCCCAGGGCUACAAAGGCACCAAAGGAGAUCCCGGUGAGCAGGGGCUGCCAGGCUUUGAUGGAGACAAAGGCGAGAAGGGAGAGGACGGACCCGCAGGAGAAAAGGGAAUCAAAGGAGAGGCUGGAUCCAAGGGAAUGAUGGGACUUUUCGGGAGCAGAGGACCCGUGGGACAGAAGGGGGAGCCAGGAGAACCGAGCUCGCCGGGAUCUUCCGGUGCGGCAGGAUUGGAUGGGAAGAACGGGAUCAAGGGAGCCAAGGGUGACAGAGGCCUGCAGGGACAGAAGGGGAAGCCGGGAGGGAAAGGUGACCCUGGGACCACUGGAGACACCGGGCAGAAAGGGACAAAGGGCUUGCGGGGGCUUCCAGGCCGGAUCGGCGCUCCCGGAGCCAAAGGUGCCAAGGGAGAGGUUGGCAGUCCUGGAAAGCCGGGAAUUCCGGGAUCGAAUGGACAGCGUGGACCAAAGGGCCAGCCAGGAGCCUCGGGGAACGACGGCGCCUCGGGAAUUCCUGGGGAGAAAGGAGAAAAGGGAGCCAAGGGAGUUCCUGGACUGGGAGGAUUCAAGGGACAAGCGGGAUGGCCUGGGAAGCCUGGAGGGGCCGGAGCAGCUGGACCUCGAGGGCCACAGGGAGAGCCAGGCCCACAGGGUCCACCAGGGAAAAGAGGGAGAUCCCAGCUCUGCCUCCAGGGACCCCCGGGCACGGAUGGGCCAAAAGGAGAAGUGGGGGAAAAUGGUCCCGCCGGGCAGAAAGGAGCCAAGGGAGAGCCGGGCCUUUCCGAGGAAGAGGUGAAGGAAGUGCUGAGGAGCGAAAUGAGAGGGAUUUGUGGCUGUGGAGGUGAGUUGGGAAGGAUGUCCAUGGAAAAAGGUCUGGAGGUGGCUGAAGUCCACAGGCGGCUCCAAGGGUAUUCCCAGCCUCGGGAAUACGCCAGGAAUGGUGGAAAUUGGGAGGAAAAGCUUGGCACAACUCACGGCCAGGCCACGGUGAAGCUCUUCAUGGAGCCACCUCCACUCCUUGCAGCCCCGGCGCUGCAGACGGCGGGAGCCUCUCAGGGAGAAGCCGACAGCCAAUUACCAGCCCGGUGCCUGCAGCCCAUGGAUGAGGGCUCCUGCCAGCACCAUUCCCUGCUCUGGUACUUCCAUGUCCCCACCAACUCCUGCCGACCCUUCCUGUUCGGGGGCUGCCGAGGGAACAGCAACCGCUUCCCAUCCCGGCGGGAAUGCCAGCGCCGCUGCCAGAGCCCCCCAGGCAGAGGGAGAUGAGCAGCUCCAAGAGCUUCAGUUAAAUCCCAUGGGAUUGGGAGGAGUGGCUCCAACACCUCCAGGAUGGACAAGGAAAACAAGCACCAAGACUGUGGAAAAAAAGACGUCAGAAGAAAACUGGAAUUCUGGACAUUGUGGGAUGAGGAGAGGGAAAGCUCUGGAUGCUCAGGAAAAGGAGGAUGGGAAGGGCAGAAUUCCUGAGCCAAA
Serinus canaria (Common canary) is the source of this 7407-nucleotide messenger RNA. Its product is annotated as collagen alpha-1(VII) chain-like. Gene Ontology annotation, molecular function: serine-type endopeptidase inhibitor activity; protein binding. Lineage: Eukaryota; Metazoa; Chordata; Aves; Passeriformes; Fringillidae. The record is from RefSeq and is a predicted model, not a curated record.